Molecule: messenger RNA, 938 nt
Organism: Lasiosphaeria miniovina
Lineage: Eukaryota; Fungi; Ascomycota; Sordariomycetes; Sordariales; Lasiosphaeriaceae
Product: histone-fold-containing protein
Exons: 2
Coding region: 282-692 (136 amino acids)
Biological process (GO): rRNA transcription
Cellular component (GO): nucleosome; nucleus
Molecular function (GO): protein heterodimerization activity; DNA binding; structural constituent of chromatin
Source: RefSeq, a predicted model, not a curated record
CACCUUUUCCUUGGGAACGGACCCCGGUUUUGCGUGCACGCAUCAACCAAAAAAGCAGGCGCAAUCAAGCACAAAAAAAUCCGCCGCAGCCUAAUCAGCCGGCAACGUGACUGCAGCAGCCGCCUACAUAAACCUCGCACCCCCCACCUCCUCCUUCCCUUUUUCAUAACACACCUUCACACUACACACCCACCGCAUUCAAUCAAUCAACUACCCGGCUUUCGCCAUCAACCAACAACCAACAAUCAUCACAGUCAUCAAUUUGACAACCGAACAACACAAUGGCUCGCACUAAGCAGACCGCGCGGAAGUCGACUGGUGGCAAGGCCCCGCGAAAGCAGCUCGCCUCCAAGGCUGCCCGCAAGUCGGCCCCGUCGACUGGCGGUGUCAAGAAGCCCCAUCGUUAUAAGCCCGGUACCGUCGCUCUCCGUGAGAUUCGUCGCUACCAGAAGUCGACUGAGCUCCUGAUUCGAAAGCUCCCCUUCCAGCGCCUGGUUCGUGAGAUUGCUCAGGACUUCAAGUCGGAUCUCCGCUUCCAGUCUUCGGCCAUCGGCGCCCUCCAGGAGUCGGUCGAGUCUUAUCUCGUCUCUCUCUUCGAGGACACCAAUCUGUGCGCCAUCCACGCCAAGCGUGUCACCAUCCAGUCCAAGGACAUUCAGCUCGCCCGCCGCCUGCGCGGAGAGCGCAACUAAGCGAGACCUUGUGCGGGGUUUCCAUUGAUGGGCAUGGCGGGGAGAGGUGCUUGCUAGUUUCGGGGUUGGGAGGAUAAUGACUCUUUUUUCACACGAUGGGACUACUUUGACUUGAAUGACGGAUCAUUCUCAGGUCUACGGGAUAACCACGGCGUUUUCAUGAAACGGGUUUCACUGAUGGCUUGUACAUUACAUGGUGGCAAGGGGAUGCCACCGAUACCAAAUGCCGAAUAACGAUCAUAAACA